AUGCUCAAUGGGUCAAGCCCCCAGGCUGGCAAAAUCUGGAAAAAGGCAAUCCUGACCUUCUUCCUUGAUGGCAAACAAAUGACUGAAACGUUCCUGAUCUGUAAUACAGGGUCUCACGCUGCCAUCUUGGGAUUGAAAUGGCUAGACGCCCACAACCCAGAAAUUGACUGGAAUUUGCGCACCUUGACCUUUCCCCAUGCCCCACCUGAACAUGUGGUCAACGCUGAAGAAGAGGAAGCCAAUCAAAACCCCCUUGAAGGAGUCCCAUCCAAAUAUCACCAAUACGCCAAAGUAUUUGGAGAGGAAAAAUUCAAUAAGCUUCCCCCUCACAGGCAUUACGACAUAGGGAUAGAACUCACGGAGGAGGGUCCCCUCAAUUCACCUCUCUACAGUAUGACUGAUGCCAAGUCUGCCACCCUCAAGGACUGGCUUAGGGAUGAACUCAAAGCUGGGAAGAUCCGUCCCAGCAAGUCGUCCAUCAGCUCUCCGGUUAUGUUUGUUCCCAAAAAGGAUGGAUCCCGUUGCCUUGUAGUUGACUACCGCCGCCUUAAUAACCAAACCAAGAAGAACGUCUACCCCUUACCUUGUCCUGACAACCUGAUGGCCCAGCUCCGUGGCGCCAAGGUCUUCACCAAAUUAGACUUACAAUGGGGCUAUAAUAAUGUUUGGGUCAAAGCAGGUGACGAAUGGAAGACCGCCUUCCGUACCAAAUACGGCCUUUACAAAUCCCUGGUGAUGACUUUUGGUCUGACUAAUGCACCCACGGCUUUUCAACAUUUCAUGAACAAGUUAUUCAAGGAUUUGCUGGAUGUAUGCGUCAUCAUUUACCUUGAUGACAUCCUGAUUUAUUCUAAGGAUGAUGCAUCUCACACGCAACACGUUCAUGAGGUCCUAAGGCAAUUAAUGGAGAACCAAUUAUUCUGUAAGGCGUCAAAAUGCACCUUUCACGCGGUACAAGAAUGGCCAGCACCCACCAAGGUUAAGGAAGUCCAGUUGUUCCUAGGAUUUGCCAAUUUCCUUUGUUGCUUUGUUGCCAACUUCAGCCACAUAGCCAGGCCGCUACACAAUCUUGUCAAGAAGGAUACACCCUGGAAGUGGGAAACAAGGGAACAGGAAGCAUUUCAAGGCCUAAAGGAUGCUAUUACCAAUGCACCGGUACUAUGCCACGCUGAUCCAACUAAACCGUACUUCCUUGAGACCAAUGCCUUGGGUGCAGCACUGGGUUCCAUUUUAAGCCAAAGACAGGAAGAUGGGCACCUCCACCCACUAGGGUUCCUAUCAGAAUCAUUCAAGGGCGCCGAGCAGAACUAUGAUACCCACAACAAGGAACUCCUGGCCAUCAUCCGGUCAUUUGAAUACUGGCGUAUCUUCUUGGAAGGAACCCUGCUUCCCAUCACUGUUUUUACAGAUCACCGGAACUUGGAAUACUGGAGGGAAUCCCGCACUUUCAACCGCUGCCAUGCCCGAUGGCACCUCCUACUGGCUGGCUAUAACUUCCAGAUUGUAUACAGACCCGGUAAACAGUCAGGAAAGCCUGAUGCACUGUCCCGCCAAUCAGACCAUGCCAAUAUUCCUCCCGCAGAUCAAACUAUGCUCCCAGACCCUGUAUUUGCCAACGUCGCCCUAGUUACACCAGAGAAGGAGCUACAACAACAGAUUGAAACAAAUCCAAAGCACCCCCCCUCCAUCAAACGCGCAUUCAAGGAUUACAAGAUGGAGGCUGGCCUGCUAUUCUACCAAGGAUGGAUUGUAGUCCCCAACGUUGGAACACUAAGGACUGACCUACUCCGCAUCUUCCACAAUAGCCCCUUGGCGGGACACCCAGGACAGCAACGCACUCUGGAACUGCUCUCACGUAAUUACUACUGGCCCGGCAUUUGUGCAGACACGUAUUGGCACGUAGACUCCUGUGAAACAUGUCAACAGAUCAGGAAGCCCAAGUAUGUGUCUAUUCCACCUCAGCCACUCAAACUCCCUGUUAGGCCCUGGCAACACGUGUCUUAUGAUAUGAUUGUGGAUCUACCCAAAGACAGAAUCAUAGUGGACAGCUUCACCAAGUACAGGAUCUUUGUCAAAUGCUCCAAAAAACUAAAGGCCCUGGAACUAGCGGAACUGUUCUUAGAACACGUAUGGAAGCGCCACAGCAUGCCGGAGAAAACAGUCUCCAAUAGGGGGAGGGUCUUCAAUAACAAAUUCCUGAAGGCACUAUACAAACGCCUAGGAAUAGACCCCCACUUCUUGUUGGCAUAUCAUCCACAGAGUGACGGUCAAACUGAGCGGGUCAAUCCUUCCAUUGAACAUUUCCUCAGGGCUUACUUGGGAGUUAACCAAAGGGACUGGACCAAAUGGCUCCCAAUGGCGGAGUUUGCAUACAACAACGCCGUGCAUAGCAGUACAGGGAAAACUCCCUUCAAAGCCCUGUAUGGUUGGGAACCUACCUUAACCCCGUCAAACAUGCCAACCAAUGUCCCGGAAGCAGACAAUCUUGCUCAAACAAUGGAGGCCCAAUGGAGGGAAGUGGAAUCAGCGCUCUGGCAGUCCAAACAACGUACAAUAGCCAGAGAAGAGGGAAGCCCAGUGGAAUUCAAAAUUGGAGAAGAAGCUUGGUUGGAUGCCAAAAACGUCAACCUCAAGACACUUAGCCCCAAACUAACAGAACAACGCCUGGGGCCUUUCAAAGUGAUCAAAAAAAUCUCCGACUGGGCUUACCGCCUAGAACUCCCUCCAACCAUGCAAAUCCACAAUGUCUUCUAUGUAGGACUCCUGUCUAAAGUCAAAAGGGACAAAAAGCGCACCUUUGAAAAUUGUCCCCCACCAGUCACCGUGGACGGGGAAGAAGAAUAUGAGGUAGAAGGAAUCACUGACGCUGAAGAAAGGAACGGAAAGUGGUUCUUCCGGGUCAAAUGGAAGGGGUACAGGUCCAAGGAAAACACAUGGGAGCCUCAAGAAAACUUAAAAAAUGCGGAAAAAAUUUUAGAAAAGCACGAAAAAGAAAUGAAAAAGAAGGCCCUUGGCGCUGCCAAGGCCCUUAGAGGGGGGGCAGUGUUGUAG
This is a messenger RNA of Rhizoctonia solani, 3051 nucleotides long. Its product is annotated as Retrotransposable element Tf2 protein. The record is from RefSeq and is a predicted model, not a curated record. NCBI's taxonomy places the organism in Eukaryota, Fungi, Basidiomycota, Agaricomycetes, Cantharellales, Ceratobasidiaceae. Gene Ontology annotation, molecular function: nucleic acid binding. The transcript is spliced from 4 exons. Gene Ontology annotation, biological process: DNA integration. Bases 1 to 3051 code for a protein of 1016 amino acids.